Schistocerca americana (American grasshopper) is the source of this 499-nucleotide messenger RNA. RefSeq names its product UDP-glucosyltransferase 2-like. Bases 44 to 499 code for a protein of 151 amino acids. Gene Ontology annotation, molecular function: UDP-glycosyltransferase activity. Lineage: Eukaryota; Metazoa; Arthropoda; Insecta; Orthoptera; Acrididae. The record is from RefSeq and is a predicted model, not a curated record. The transcript is spliced from 2 exons.
CCGAAAAGUGCGUCUCUUCAUCACACAGGGAGGCCUCCAGAGCAUGAACGAAGCGAUGUAUCACGUAGUUCCCUUUCUUGCCAUUCCGUUCUUUGCUGACCAACCGUACAAUGUGGCAAAGAUUGUGCAAGCUGAACUUGGAGUCUCUCUGCAAUUCAACGAUCUCACAAAGGACUCCAUACUUCAACAUUCGCGAGCUGUUCUAGAGAAUCAAAGGUACAAAGAGAACAUGAACAGGCUAUCAGAGAUAUUCCGCGAGCACCAGGCGGACUCUUUGGAGCGCGCCGUGUGGUGGGUGGAGUACGUGAUACGUCAUAAGGGGGCCCCGCACAUGCGCAGUGCUGCCCUCGACCUGCACUGGUGGCAGCUGCUGCUACUCGACGUCAUCGCCUUCAUCUUGCUGUCAACGUGCGCCGUUAUGUACGCCGCCUUCUACUUCAUACGGCAGAUCACUGCUGCGAUGAAGGAUACUAAGAGAAAAGAUAAGAAACAGUUGUGA